Molecule: messenger RNA, 1959 nt
Organism: Dinoponera quadriceps
Lineage: Eukaryota; Metazoa; Arthropoda; Insecta; Hymenoptera; Formicidae
Product: tether containing UBX domain for GLUT4
Exons: 7
Coding region: 94-1716 (540 amino acids)
Molecular function (GO): protein binding
Source: RefSeq, a predicted model, not a curated record
GUCUGCGCGAGCGAAGCUGCUUUGGAUCAGCUGUUGUCUUCGUAGCUGGUCGGUGCGCGCGCUCAGAACCGCUUGAAAUUUCGGUGCAUCACCAUGGCGGCAAUCAAAUCUGUCAUCGUUCUUGCGCCGAACGGCCGCCGGCAAAAUGUAAAGGUUACGCUCAACACGACGAUCUUGCAGGUUUUGGAAGAGGUGUGCCGGAAGCAGGGCUACAAUGUCGACGAUUAUGACAUAAAACACGUUCAUCGAAUAUUAGAUCUUAACACGUCGUUCCGCUUUACUGGUCUACCGAAUAAUGCUCAGCUGGAAAUGGUGGCUUGCACGAAGGUGCGCUCCAUGUCGAACGUUACAAUUGGUAUACAGCCGGAGGACGGAGAAAGAGUAACGCGCGAGUUCUCGCCUAAUACAACGUUAGCUCAAGCACUGACAGACAUAUACCCCGAUUCGGACCUCGAGAGAGUCGUGUUGAUCUAUAUGCAUAAUGAGGUGUGCGGAAGAGAAGCGUUGGAGAAAACGACGUUGAGGUCGCUAGGCCUAAACAGUGGAAGGGCGAUAUUGCGAUUAAUGUAUCGCGAUCCCAAGCAAUUGAAGACUCAGGCACAUGUGUCGGCGCCUUUGCUUCCCAAGCCAGUCACGGCAGUGGAUAACUCGUCGAGUAAUAGAAAUUCCCAAAGAGUGCCUUCGCCCACACCACAUUGUAGUAAGACAAUGGACGGUGUGAUUUUACCGACGGAAAUGGCCGACAUACAGAACAAACCAGGAGGUAAGAUGAGUGUAAACAUAGAUGAGGUGAAAAUGGAUGCAACGGAUGAAACAAAAUUGGACGCAAAUGCGGACGAGGAGAAGAUGGAUGUAGAAAUCGAACGGGUGGACACGAGGAAUGAGGGGAGAAGCAAAGAGAUGGAUACAUCGACGAUAGAAGAAACUCAUUCUGCGUCCAGUGUGAGGGAACACGGCACUGAUGAGAGAGAUCCAGUCACAGAGGCGUGCAAGAAAGAUCAGGAAGAUACAUACAAAAUUGAGUUUUUAGGGGAGAGAAAUGCUCUAGUGUUCAAUCAAGCCGGAACUCAAGCAUUGCCGAGGGACGAAUUGCCGGACAGCUUCUUCGAGCUUAACUUGCACGACGCGAGGACUCUUUUGCGAGACGCCAAGCGUCGCAGAGAGGAACUCGAAUCCGCCCCGCUGCUGACAGAGGCGCAACGCCAGUUGGACCGAGACAAACGGACUUUGGACCAACUGAACAAGUAUCGGCGUACCGUUAUUCGCAUACAAUUUCCCGAUCAGUUCGUUCUUCAGGGAUUGUUCGGGCCACUGGAGAGCGUUCAAACUGUCAAGGAUUUUAUCACGAAUUACUUGGAUGAUCCGAGCUGCGCGUUCACAAUCUACACCGCACCACCAAAGCACAUUCUAAACCCUGAAGCGCGACUGAUAGAUGAGAACUUGAUUCCUUCCGCUGUCGUUUAUUACUCCGGACAAUCGUCGCUCAGGCCGAGUGUAAAAGCAAAAUUAACGGAUCCAAGAGCCGCUGGUAUCGAAGCUGUGAGAUCUAGAACCGACACGAUGCGGGAAGAACAAAACCCGACGACUAGAAACGAAGGAGCUGUUGAGAACGAAAGCGACGGCGUUACCGCGGGACCGAGUGGUGAAUCGUCGGCACAGAAUGAAAACAAAAUACCAAAAUGGUUCAAACAAUUGCGAAAUUCCAAGAACGCGUAAUGGUGAAUCGUCAUCGUCGCCAGCACGGAAUGAAGAGGGGAAACCAAAGUGGUUCAAACUAUCGUCAAUCAAAUAAUCGAUCAUAUUGCCAAUAUCGCCACAGACGAUGAUUCCCCAAAUUGUAACAUACACGAUACGGGAUUUCUAUGCAAACUUGUACGCGCGCAGGCACGCAUGCAUGAUAGAUGUGUCGUCAUGCGCAUCCUCGACAAGUCUAAAAUAUACAAAUCUAUACACAACAAA